CAAGAGAAGAAAACCGCACUUACGGUAUUUUCGGAAAGAAGUGAUUCAGAAAAAUCCCUGGUGUCAAAACAGAGUGCAACACCGUAUACCGAUGCAACAAAUUGCAAAAAGUCAAGUAAUCACAUCAAACGGCCGAUGAAUGCGUUUAUGGUCUGGUCACAAUUGGAACGACGGAAGAUCUGUGAACAUCAGCCCGACAUGCACAAUGCUGAAAUUAGCAAGCAGCUUGGUUCGCGUUGGAGACAGCUGACCGAAGAGGAGAAGUCGCCCUUCGUCGCGGAAGCUGAACGACUCCGCCUUAUGCAUAUGCAGGAAUAUCCUGACUAUAAAUACAAGCCACGUAAGAAGCCGAAGAAGAACCCGGAUGGAACGAUUCAAAAUCCGAAUCCACUGCGCUAUAUAAAUUCUCCAAAUUUUGGAGCGUAUCAUGCCUACACAAACCACCGAGUAUUUACCAAUCAAUCGAUCACAUUUCAGGAGCCACGUCUGUUCCAUCCAUCCUUCCCAUCACCGUCAGAUUUCGGUCAAGCUCCUUUAACACCUGAAUCAGGCUUCUACGAUGAUUACUAUGGACCAGGUGGAGCUUAUACGAAUCAGGCUGCUUCCAGCCCACCCAAUCACCUGCUUAUGCCUAUGCAUAGAUUGGUAAGAGAUAUUGAUUCGAUCGAUUUUGCUUCGCCAAACCAAUAUCGUUUUGCUUGA
This is a messenger RNA of Haemonchus placei, 702 nucleotides long. Lineage: Eukaryota; Metazoa; Nematoda; Chromadorea; Rhabditida; Trichostrongylidae. The record is from the annotation of a GenBank genome assembly.